AUCAUCAACUUCUAACUCGACCAUUACAUCACCUCCAAGAAUAUCCCCAAUUUUCACUUCGAAAAUGUUGGAAGCCUUCGAAAUAUUUGACACCUCUGGUGUAGUCCUCUGGUCCAAGUCUUACGCCCCCGUGGGCGCCCACGUGGUCAACAGUCUUAUCAAUGAUGUUUUCAUCGAAGAGAAAGCCCAACUGCAUGAAGGCCCCAACAAUACCUCGCCAGCUUUCAGAAAGGAAAAGUACACCCUAAAAUGGAAGAGAGUCAAAGAAUUCAACCUCAUUUUUGUGGCCGUCUACCAGUCUCUCUUACAACUGGGGUGGAUCGACAAGCUCCUCGACAACAUCGCUACCCUGUAUAUCGAUCUCUACAAGGAUCAACUGAGAAGCUCCCGCGCGAGGAUAUUGGAGUACCCUUUCGACAAAUACUUUGACCAACAAGUGCGCGAGCUCGAGGGCAGCUCGGGACCUGUCGCAUCGGAGAGUUCGGUGGCGAAUGCGGUCGCUAAGAAAGAUCCGCUUGUUUCGUCUGACAAUGGGGGCCCACCACCACCGUCCGUCCCUGGUCUUCUCGAGGCGCAGCGACAAGCUGCGCUCGGCGUGGUUACCUCAGAUGAGGGCACGCCACCCCACACACCAGAUACAUCGAGGUCGACAACGCCUGUUGCCGGCCACCUCCUUACCGCUAAACUAGGCCCUGGAGGCCGUAUGUCGCGCCGCGGACGCAAAGCCGCCAAUUCCAGCGCUAAUGCCUCAUCCGGUGACGAAAGAAGUCGGAAGGAAAAGACACCGAAGAGCGGUAAGAAGAUGCGUCGUUGGGAUGCGGAUGGUUUCGCCGACGAGGAUGAUGGCCAGAUCCUGGACUACUCGGCGCCAGCGGACCUUGAAGGGACACAGGUGCCGGCGGUGGAGGCCGUCUCCGAAGAGUCUUGGGGCCGAAGAACAGGUAAAGGCCAGUUCGUGCUCAAGGAUCUUGGAGACGAGGUUCACUCGAUCCUCGAGUCUGCACAGAACGAGAAAUCCAAGAGUGCUGCCUCUUCCGGUCUUGUUGGCUCGGGCUUCAAUGCCAUAGGGGGCCUCCUACGGAACAUUGUUGGUGGAAAGGUGUUGACGGAAGCCGAUCUAGAAAAGCCUUUGAAGACUAUGGAAGAUCAUCUCCUGAAGAAGAAUGUUGCGCGGGAAGCGGCGGUUCGGCUUUGCGACGGUGUGAAGCGGGAGCUGGUCGGGAAGAAGACGGGUAACUUCCAGAGCGUGGAUGCAGCCCUGCGUUUGGCCAUGGAAUCCUCUCUACGGAAGAUCCUGACACCAACUUCCUCUCUUGAUCUUCUUCGUGAGAUUGACACUGUUACAUCUCCCACGACCAAGCAAGCGGCUCCCCGCCCAUACGUCAUUUCCAUCGUUGGGGUGAACGGUGUUGGAAAAUCGACUAAUCUCGGGAAAAUAUGUUAUUUCUUGUUGCAGAACAACUAUAGGGUUCUGAUUGCGGCCUGUGACACUUUCCGUUCCGGGGCUGUAGAACAGCUCCGUGUUCAUGCCCGCAAUCUCAAGGAGCUCAGCCAGCGUGAAAACGCUGGUGAAGUGGAACUCUAUGAAAAAGGUUACGGCAAGGAUGCGGCAAAUGUCGCCAAGGACGCCGUGGAAUAUGGUGCAGCCAACAAGUUCGAUGUUGUAUUGAUCGAUACUGCAGGCCGUCGCCACAACGAUCAGCGUCUAAUGUCAUCUCUGGAGAAGUUCGCCAAGUUUGCUAAGCCUGAUAAGAUUUUCAUGGUCGGUGAAGCACUCGUUGGGACAGACAGCGUGAUGCAGGCCCGCAAUUUUAACCAGGCAUUUGGCACGGGAAGAAACCUUGAUGGCUUCAUCAUCAGUAAAUGUGACACUGUCGGUGACAUGGUGGGCACCCUUGUUAGCAUGGUGCAUGCAACGGGUAUCCCCAUUGUGUUCCUGGGUGUUGGUCAGCACUAUGGUGACUUGAGAGGGUUGAGUGUCCCUUGGGCUGUCAAUCUCUUGAUGAAGUGAUUUGUUCUACUCAUUUCGAUCUUGGUGAACGUCGGAUGAUAAUGCUAUAGGUGCUGGUUGAACGACUGCAGCUAAAUUUAGACUCAAUGCAAUGCAACUCAUGAUUUGGC
Aspergillus saccharolyticus JOP 1030-1 is the source of this 2121-nucleotide messenger RNA. Its product is annotated as signal recognition particle receptor subunit alpha. NCBI's taxonomy places the organism in Eukaryota, Fungi, Ascomycota, Eurotiomycetes, Eurotiales, Aspergillaceae. The transcript has 3 exons. The record is from RefSeq and is a predicted model, not a curated record. Gene Ontology annotation, biological process: SRP-dependent cotranslational protein targeting to membrane. The coding region runs from base 65 to 2011 and encodes 648 amino acids. Gene Ontology annotation, molecular function: GTP binding; ATP hydrolysis activity; GTPase activity. Gene Ontology annotation, cellular component: endoplasmic reticulum membrane; signal recognition particle receptor complex.